AAUCAAAAAGAUUGAGUUUUUGGUAAAUCCGUUUUCCGUUUGGUUCUUGGGAAAAUUUAAAAUGAAAAGAGACGAGCGUUUCGUUUUAUGAAAUCGAGUUUUAAAGCGGCGAAGAAAACAAGUGGGAAGAAGGGAUUUUUUUUAUAUAAAAGAGGAAUCGAAUUGGUGGGAAAAUAUCAGAGAAAUGGCGGGAGAGAAGAGGAGUUUCGAGAUUGGUUACGCGUUAUUGCUGAAGAAAGAGAACAGUUUCAUCCGUGAAUCUCUGGUGAAUCUAGCGAAAUCGCGAGGCGUGGAUCUGGUUAAGAUCGACAGGGAGCGUCCUUUGGUCGAUCAAGGUCCGUUCGAUUGCGUGCUCCACAAGUUGUACGGCGAGGAUUGGAAGAGCCAACUCAAGGAUUUCCGUUCUCAAAACCCUAAUGCCGUAAUCGUCGAUUCUCCCGACGCAAUUGAAAGGCUGCACAACAGGAUUUCGAUGCUGCAGGUGGUGUCGGAACUGAAGAUCGAGAAUCAGAGCGAAACAUUUGGGAUCCCUAAACAGAUUGUGAUUUACGAUCAAGAAACCCUAUUCGAUAACCAAGCUUGGGAGUUGCUUAAGUUUCCGGUGAUUGCGAAGCCGUUGGUGGCUGACGGGAGCGCCAAAUCGCACAAAAUGACUCUGGUUUUCAACCGCGAUGGAUUGAACAAGCUUAAGCCCCCAAUUGUAUUGCAGGAGUUUGUUAACCAUGGAGGGGUGAUUUUCAAGGUUUACGUCGUCGGGGACUAUGUGCAAUGCGUUAAAAGGAAGUCAUUACCCGAUGUUUCGGAAGAAAAAUUGAAGACCCUAGAGGGCUCUCUACGGUUUUCUCAAGUUUCCAAUUUGCCUACACACGAGAAAAACGAUGAUCGGUAUUAUAAGAUGAUGCAUUUGGAGGAUACUGAAUUGCCGCCGCAGAGUUUCAUGGCAGAUAUUGCUAAGGGUUUGAGAAAGGCUAUGAAAUUGAAUUUGUUUAAUUUCGAUGUGAUAAGGGAUACUCGGUUCGGGAAUCGUUAUCUUAUCAUCGACAUUAACUAUUUCCCGGGUUAUGCGAAAAUGCCCGGUUAUGAAAUCGUUUUGACUGAUUUCUUUUGCGAUAUUUUGAAUGUGAAAGAAAAGGAGAAGGGUUUGGUUGAGGAGUGUAGCCAGAAGAAAAUGGCAGGGAAUGAUGGAAGGCUGUUGCUUAAUAAUUGUGAGGAAGAAGUAAGGAAAACUGUGACCAAUUCGUGCUGUAGCGAAGGGGAAGAGAUGGACAACUGUAUUCAAGUUUGACCUUCAAAUUGUAGGGAGAUUGAUGAAAAAAAGGUGUACCUUGAUUUGUUUUUGGAGUCGGUUUUCAGAGGGUUGUUGCAAGAUUGGGACCCUGAUGCCAGCGCAUGGAGGCAAAGCAAGUUGCACAUUUUCGAUUGUUAGACAUCGGUUCAUACAGGGGUCAAAUAAGUAGGUUGGGUACUUUGAGACUAGUUUUAGCCUCCUGACAACAAUUACAUGGUGCUCGAUGUUAAUCAUGUAUGUUCGUUCCGCUGUUGCUUUUGGAGAUAGGUACUUCUCAAAAUACUUUGACGUUUUAGGGAACUUUUAAGUUGUACUUUGAGGAUUUUAAGUGUUUAUUUUGCUUAGUAAUUGCUAUAGUGUUCACCUUGACAUGUUCAAUCAGU
Hibiscus syriacus is the source of this 1671-nucleotide messenger RNA. Its product is annotated as inositol-tetrakisphosphate 1-kinase 1-like. The coding region runs from base 185 to 1285 and encodes 366 amino acids. The record is from RefSeq and is a predicted model, not a curated record. Gene Ontology annotation, molecular function: magnesium ion binding; ATP binding; inositol-3,4,5,6-tetrakisphosphate 1-kinase activity. Gene Ontology annotation, cellular component: cytoplasm. Gene Ontology annotation, biological process: inositol trisphosphate metabolic process. The transcript has a single exon. Lineage: Eukaryota; Viridiplantae; Streptophyta; Magnoliopsida; Malvales; Malvaceae.